AUGCUAUACUGGAAUGGAAAAUCAGCUGUUGAUGCUUCUCCCGUUGGAAGAGAGAUCGAGGCAUUGCGGAGGCUGAGAAAAUUUACAGCCGAAUGCAAAGGAAAACCACUCAAGGGAUCCAAGAAUGGUGCCAACGAGAGCAUAUUUGGCACGAACUUUUCCUGUAAAAUUUCCUCAUGGCUUGCUAUGGGGUGCCUUUCUCCUCACUCCAUGUUUGACGAGCUCAAGAAGUCUACUUCGGGUGUAAUCUUUGCUGCCUUCAACGAGAAAGAUGGUGGCAGUAGCUCAUCAGUACCGGCUUAA
This is a messenger RNA of Fraxinus pennsylvanica, 303 nucleotides long. Lineage: Eukaryota; Viridiplantae; Streptophyta; Magnoliopsida; Lamiales; Oleaceae. The record is from the annotation of a GenBank genome assembly.